Messenger RNA from Prorocentrum cordatum, 2484 nucleotides. NCBI's taxonomy places the organism in Eukaryota, Dinophyceae, Prorocentrales, Prorocentraceae. The record is from the annotation of a GenBank genome assembly.
AUGGAGCAGGUGCAGAUCGAGUACCUGCCCGCGGAGGCGGCCGAGAACGGGCAGCCCUUCGAGCCCCAGUUCCAGCACCACGCGCUGCUCUACAUCAAGUACCUGCAGAUCUACAAGAAGCUUGAGGACUGCCACGACCAGAUGGUGCACCCCCAGAAGCGACGGAGCAUCAAGAAGGUGCUGAAGAGCACGAUCAUCCGUAUCCUGGAGCUGAAGGCCCAACUGAUUAACUUCAACCCCCGCACGAAGAACCGCUUCGUCGCCCUGGACGAAGUGCUCACGGACUUGAAGCUCAACCCGGAGACGAUCGAGUGGAAGGUGCCCAGGUAUUUCCUCGACGACAAGGAGUGCAGAGAGGAGAUCGAGGACAAGCAGGACAAGGUGGAGCACUGGCUCAAUCACUUCGGCAAGUCGACGGAGCCAGACACCCUGGUCGACAAGAAGGACCCCUUCGAGAUCGGGCUGACCACCGACCAGGCGGUGCAGAUCAUCCAGAAAAACGAGAGGGGGCGGAUGGGCAUAACGCGGGCCGACAUGGUGUGCACUUGGCGCAAGGACUCCCACCGGAAGGAGGAGAGGCAGAAGCGCCAGGCGGAAAAGGGCGACCAGGCUGGCGACGACGUGCUCGAGAGCCAGGUGCUCGCCGCCACCCGCAUCGCCGCGCACUGGAAGCGGCGGGUGGACCGCCGGCGCUUCAUCCGCAUGCGGGAGGAGGAGUUCGAGUUCUUGGGCAUGGCUCCGCCGCGCAGCGACACGAAGGCGCAGAUCAUAGCGGACAUGGAGAAGCACCGGAUUCGCCGGAAGAAGAACCAGGAGGACAACGACAAUGUCUACGAGAAGGCCUUGAUGGAGCAGCUCGCCUACCUCAAGAAGAAGAAGGGUGAGGAUAUCAAGGCCGACUUGCUGAGAGACCGGCGCGAGUGGGUUCUGGAGCAGUGCCAGAAGCCCAACAAGGACAAGCAGCUGAAGUUCCCUGCCGAGUUCGACGAGUUCUACCAGCGGUUUGACAAGGGGGACGACGAGGAGGAAGAUCCGAAGGGGAAGGACCCCAAGAAGGACGCGAAGAAGGGCAAAGACGCCAAGGGGAAGGGUGGCAAGAAAGGCAAGGGCGCCGAGGUGGAGGAGGACACGCAGGAGAGCGGGCCGAGCCACGUGGUGGCCCAGUUCGUCGAGCGGAUCAACGAGUACACGGAGAUGUGGGAGAACCGCAACGAGGACAACAACUUCGACCAGCGCCACGACAUCGAGCUCGCGAGGAAGAACGUGUUCCCCAUCGUGGAGGCGGAGCUCCGCGCGGCCGUGGACGACAUGAUGAGGGAGGAGCUCUCCAACCUGAAGGCCAUGUUCGAGACGGCCAAGAAGAAGAAGGAGAAGAAGAAGAAGCCUCCGAAGCCCAAGAAGCCGAAGCCUCCAAAGAAGUGGUGCGCAGCGGUGGGUUCCAUUACUGACCGCGAGGGGUGCGUUCCCGAACUGGUGGAUUUCGAGAUCUUGAAGAAAGUGCAGCCUUGUAAUCUGCAGGACUUCUGGGGCGAGUAUCGGGCUGCCUAUGGCAUGCCACUCCGCCGCACCAGCCCAACACCCUCGAAGGCGUUUGUUCCGGGGGUGCACGCGGGCACGGUGGCGGAUCACUUCCUGGGGGCGAUGCAGCGCAGCUUCCAGGCGCACGAGACGCAGAUCACCGCCGCCAAGUGCCAUUGCCCGCCCCCGUCGGCGCAGAUGAUCAGGUCGCUCCUGGUGGAGCACUGCGUGCUCCCCCUGGCGCAGACAGACAUCCGCCAGAAGGCUCCCGUCGACUUGGCGGCCAGGUCGCUGCUCCUGUACGGCCCCAAGGGGUCGGGCAAGUCCAUGCUCGCUCGCGCCAUCGCGGCAGAGACGGGCGCUGCGUUCUUCGACAUGUCGCCAGCAGUGAUCGAGGGCAAGAGCAUCGGGUUCAAGAACUCGGCUGCCGCGCUAGUGUACAAGGUGUUCAUCUGCGCGCAGGACAUGGCGCCCUCGGUGAUCUACAUAGACCAGGUCCACUUGGUCUUCCAGCUGAAGAAGAAGGGGAAGAAGGGCGACCCCAACGCGCCAGACCGGAUCAAGCAGGACCUAGCGAAGGCAAUACAGCAGGUGAAGCGUGGGCCAGAGGCCACCGAGCAGGACCGGAUCCUCUUCAUAGGCACCACGUCGUCGCCUUCCGCUGACGGCGUUGACGAGAAGGGGCUCAUGGACGCCUUCGACGAGAAGGUCUGGGUCAACUACCCUGAGUACGGCAGCCGAGUCGUGCUCUGGCAGAAGUUUAUAGAGCAGAAGGGCGUCUUUGUCGACCCCGUUAAGCUCAACAUCUCCACCCUGGCCCGCGUUAGCGACGGCUAUUCCGCGGGAUCCAUCAAGCAGACGGUGGACCGGGUGCUGACCGCCCGACGUGUGCAGCAGCUGAAGAACAGAGCACUCAAGGUGCAGGAGUUCAUCGGGCCGCUGUCCCGGACCGCGUACUGCUGGCAG